Messenger RNA from Anguilla anguilla (European eel), 4077 nucleotides. RefSeq names its product ankyrin repeat and LEM domain containing 2 (gene ankle2). Lineage: Eukaryota; Metazoa; Chordata; Actinopteri; Anguilliformes; Anguillidae. Gene Ontology annotation, biological process: negative regulation of phosphorylation. The coding region runs from base 1109 to 4054 and encodes 981 amino acids. Gene Ontology annotation, molecular function: protein phosphatase 2A binding. The record is from RefSeq and is a predicted model, not a curated record. Gene Ontology annotation, cellular component: endoplasmic reticulum. The transcript is spliced from 13 exons.
ACAGUAAAAACUGACUUGCUUAAUACGAAUAAACGAGCUACCUGUGAAAUAUUCAAUAUUAGCCUACACUUUUGAAUGCACUCGCGUAACUACAAAUUACGUCUUAUUUUACGUGUGCGUAAAAGCAUGCAGGCGGAUUGCUAGCGCUGUUGCCUCAUCGCGCACUUGCUAGCGCUAGCUAGCAUAUCAAGGGACCCGACAAGAUAAUCUUUAAUGUUGGGUUGUUUUGUAUUACGUUAUAUAGGAAGCAAACUGGAAUAUGAAGCCGGGAAGUUUGGCAUCCAUGUUUCUUUCCAUCAAGUUAGUUUGCGAGCUGGAUAACAUCAGCUAGCUGUCCUAUCAAAUGUGCUUGUGCAUGGCUUCUGCUAGUCUAGCUAAAUACGAUAACGUUAGCUAGCCAGCUAGCUGUUUGUUUGAGAGAAAGUAACUUUAAAAUAUCCCGUGUGAAAACUAAAAGUUUGUCCAUUUCCUAAUAAGCUUUGAUUGCUAGCAAAUUGGACAUGCCAUGCAUGUGUAUCGCGAUUGUCAUGCUAGUCAGCAAUAGUUCAUACCAGUCUCACUUUCUAUUUGCGAAGUUGGCUAAUUAGUUGUUAACCUUGGUUGCUACAGUUUACAUACGUUGGGUACGUUGUUUACCUUAAUCGUGUAGUUAAUCUAGUCAUAGCUUGUUAACGUUACUUGUAUAGCCGAUUCGUUUUUAUUCACCAGAUUGUCAUCUUGCCAGCUGGACAUACCUACAUGUUUUUCUCAGAUCUUGGCAGAGCCAGCUACAAGGCCGCUUGACUGACUUGUUUGCUAGCCUGUUGUCGUAGGGUGGGUGGGUAGCAUUUGUAUGAAAGGUCAAUUUUAGCUUGGCUAUCCAAUUUCCUCUUAUGCUCGCCGUGUUAUCCGGCUAGUUAUGCUGUGCAGUACCAAGAAGUGGUUGCUAGUUGCAGUUAUUAACUGUUGAGCUAACCCAAGGCGCACAUUGCAUUUCUGGUUCAGCAUGAGUUAGCAAGCUAAUGUUAGCCGGGGAGCUUGCUUAUGCAUGAAAACAACACAUAUUGGUGCACAUAGCACAAUUCCUGCGUGGUGUCAAUUUCUUGCUCGUUCGCUAGGUAGUUAAAGCAUGGAGGCGAUCCUGAAUAGGCUUCGGGGACUGAGCGAUGACCAGCUCCGGGAGGAGGUCAUCGGGGCGGACAUCAAGUGCGGGCCGAUCACCGCCACCACCAGAGCCAUCUUCGAGCGCAAGCUGGCCCGCGCCAUCCUGAGCAGCGAGGGCGGCCCCUCGGAGACGGACGGCGGCGCGGAAAGUGCCGGAACCGUGGGAACCGCCACGGAGCAGGCCAAGCCCGCGGACACGUCGCCGGACGCCCCGGGCGCCGGGGAGGAGGCGGAAUUCGGCUACAGCAUGGGACUCAACCCCCCGGAGGAGGAGGCCUUGUUGGAGAAGCCCAGGACCCCUUGCCAAUUUGGCGCGGAGGAAGGGAACCCCCAGCUGGACGGGCGGACCCCCUCAAAGCCCCCCCAGGUGUCCCCGCCCGUUUUCUACGGGGUUUGUCCGGUGUGGGAGGACGUUCUGACCCGAAAUGACAGAGUCCAUGUGUAUUUGGAUAAGAAGGAGGCCCUGCAGGCCGUGAAGAUGAUGAAGGGGGCCAGAUUCAAGCCCUUCUCAAACCGAGAGGACGCAGAAAAAUUCGCCAAGGGGAUCUGCGAUUACUACCCCUCGCCAAGCAAGUCCGCGCCCUGCGUGUCUCCGGGGAAACCGGGCGUCGUGUUCUACAAGGAAGGCCCCUCCGUCCUGGAGGUGGAGACGAUCAACAGGGAGCGAGCCAACAGCUACAAGAGCCCCCGCACCCAGGACAUCACGGCCAAGCUGAGGAAGGCCGUGGAGAAGGGGGACGCGGCCACCUUCAGCGAGCUGGUGUGGAGCAACCCCCGCUACCUCAUCGGCUCCGGGGACAACCCCACUGUGGUGCAGGAGGGGUGUCGCUACAACGCCAUGCACGUGGCAGCCAAGGAGAACCAGCCGGGCAUCGCCCAGCUCCUGCUGGACACGCUGGAGAACCCCGAGUUCAUGCGGCUGAUGUACCCCGACGACCAGGACGGCAUGCUGCAGAAGCGCAUCCGCUACAUCGUGGACCUGUACCUCAACACCCCCGACAAAGCCGCAUUCGAGACCCCUCUCCACUUUGCCUGCAAGUUUGGAUGCCCGGAGGUGGUCAAUGUUCUGUGUUCGCAUCCGGAUACUGAUAAAAACUGCAAGAACAAGUACGACCAGACACCCUCGGAGGUGAUUUGUGAAAGAAAAAAUAAAACUCAAGAGGUGAAGCAGAAGAUCAUGGAAUAUAUGGAAGAUCGGUUUUACGUGCCCUUACUGAGGGCCACAGAUAACUCCUCCCAGGCCGUGAUUGGUGCUCCCUGGUCACCUGAGCCGUUGGAAGCAGCUUCCCAUUCGCUCCCCAGACUGACAGGAAGCCCCAAGGAUCCGAUUAUGGCAGUGAGAGCUUUCGCUGGUCCGCUCAGCCCAUCCAAGGCGGAAGAGUUUCGCAGGGCGUGGAAGACGCCCCCUAGGGACCGGGCCGAGCACUUCCACCACAUCCUGAAGUCCGACCCGGACCGCGGGGCGGAGAGAGUCGGCAGAGACUUGGCCCGUGAGCGCGGUCACCCCUGGGCGGAGUACUGGGACUUCCUGGGGGCCUUCGCUGACCUGUCCUCCUGCGAGGGCCUGCGGAGGCUGGACGAGUACCUCAGCCGGAAGGACUUCAGCGAGCGAGCGCGGCAGGGGGCCGGGGAGAACGAGACCUGCAACAGGUUCAAAACCCCCUCCCCAGGCAAGCCCAAGAAGUUCUGCAACUCCAUCUCGGUGGGGGCCUUCCUGGACGAGGGCGACGACAUCAGCCUGGAGGAGAUGAAGAACCGGCAGAACGCGGCGCUCACCAGCAUCACGGCGGUGUGCGCCGCCAAGGACGGCCUGAAGGGGGCGGCGGGGGGGCUGGAGUUCCACAUCCUGCCCGUGUCGCGCGGCUCCGACCUCAUCGAGGCGGCCGCCGAGCGGGACCACCUGCUGGCCGAGAAGAGCCUCCUGACGGCGGCGGGAAAGAACGGGCUCUGCUCCCCCGGCGACGGCGAGCGGACUCACAACGGCGAGCGGCCCCCCCGCGGCCCCUCCUGCUCCCCCUCCAGCCUCCUGUCGCCCGUCUCCAACCUGAUGGUGGAGUUCGAGCGCAUGUCCCUGCAGGACGCGGAAGAGCGCCCCCCGGUGGAGUGGAGGAGAGGCGGCGGCGGGGGCCUCGUCAGGCCCCACCGGGACGCCCGUGACCCGGACCCCCCGGACCUUCUCACGGGCGUGGCCGGCCUGUCGCUCGCCAAUGACGACGAAGAUGACGAUGACGAAGGCGCUGGAUUCGGGAAGGGGGCCGCGGAGCCGAGGGACGGAAGCUUCUGGAGAACGGGCGAGAGGAGCGAAGUGGACGGAGGGGCGGAGGAGAGGGCCAGCCUCAGCUCGGAGGAGUACCUGACCGGAGAGGAGGGUCUGGAGACCCCGAAACAGAGGACGGAGGCCCCGGAGAGGGGCUUCUGCGCUCGGUCCCGGUCCUGGGACCACGGGGGCAGGGAUCUGAGCAGCUCGGGGUCUUCCGGCUCCUCUUACAAAUCCAUGGAGAGCGCGCAAGUGGACUUUAUACUGCGGACUCUGCCGCAUGUCAAAAAAGGACUUUUCAUCGAAGGGGACUCCCCAACCAAGUUGGACAGAGAGGUCCUGUCAGCAAUAGAAGCCAUAGAGAUCGACCCACAGAAGUAUCCCAGCAUUCACCAGUGGAAGGGCACAGUCCAGACCUAUUCUUCCUCUGAAAUUGACGGCUGGCCCAGCCCGGCGGCGGGAAAAGGGCGGGCGAGGCCCCUGGCCUGCACGCCCGGGUCGCCGGGGAGCAGCCUCCUGUCCGCCCCCUCCAGGUUCAGCCCCGCCCGGCACGCGACCCCGCCCGACUUCACCAGCCCCGGUCGCUACAGCCCGGCCAACGCCAGCUACAUCCAGCGCAUCCGCCUCAAGCACUUCACCGACCCCCCGCUUUAACCCCCCCCACCCCCGGCUCCCUC